GCGGCAUUUGCCAGCUUAAAAUUACCUACCACGGCUCGUAAACCAACACCUACCAAGCCAGGGGAGCACCGUAAUUGAGACCCACCCAUUCGUGUCCUUGGGCUUUUGUCUUGAGAAACUCUCCUCUUUUCCCUUUACGUCCGAUCUUCUGUCCUUUCCCCCUCGACGCCGUGUCCUCCUUUGUGAUUGCCAUCUACGCCAGCUUACCUGUCCUGCCACCACCGCCUACGACGCACCGACCAAGGGAGCUUUUGCGCGAAUACGUCCCAACUUCACGAUGUCCGACGAUAAGAAGAGCGACGAUUACAGAAUCGAAAUGCCUGGAGGCAAAGAAUUCCGCGCGCCGUCGCCCCCGCGCGCCUCCAGUGUGCAUCGAAGCGGAGGCACGUCGGUGACAGAGAACCCGGUUAUUGCCAUCUUCGCAUAUUGUGCUUCCUCCAUUACGAUGACAGUAACAAACAAAUACGUUUUGUCAGGAGUGGACUUCAAUCUCAACUUCUUCCUACUCUGCGUACAGUCCGUCGUCUGCGUAGCAGCGAUCUCGUUUUGCAAAGCCGCCGGUGUAAUCACAUACAGGGACUUCAACAGCGACGAGGCAAAGAAGUGGUUCCCCAUCUCCGUCCUCCUCAUCGGCAUGAUCUACACGAGCACCUGGGCACUAAAGUUCCUUUCGAUCCCCGUAUACACGAUCUUCAAGAACCUGACAAUCAUCCUGAUCGCAUAUGGAGAGGUGCUUUGGUUCGGUGGUGCCGUGACACCGAUGGCGCUCUUCUCGUUCGGAUUGAUGGUACUGAGCUCCGUCAUUGCGGCUUGGGCCGACAUUCAACACGCUUUGGCUAGCAUGGGACAGGCUGCUAGUGCGUCUACUGAUGCUAUGUCGACUCUGCACGCUGGUUAUCUGUGGAUGAUGUUCAACUGCAUAUGCAGUGCUACUUAUCUUUUGGCUAUGAGGAAGCGUAUAAAGUUGACCAACUUCAAGGACUUUGACACCAUGUACUACAACAAUCUCCUCACUAUCCCGAUCUUGCUCGUUGCCUCCAUCCUCGUCGAAGACUGGUCCGCCGCCAACAUCCAAAAGAAUUUCCCCCCCGAGCAGCGCAAUACCGUCAUUAUUGUUAUGAUCGUCUCCGGACUCUCUACCGUCUUCAUCUCUUACACCUCUGCCUGGGCCGUCCGCGUUACCUCCUCUACGACGUACUCCAUGGUCGGCGCGCUAAACAAAUUGCCCAUUGCGCUUAGUGGGCUGGUAUUUUUCGAUGCCCCGGUCACCUUCGGCAGUGUGUCUGCCAUCUUCGUCGGUUUUGUCAGCGGUCUUGUCUAUGCGCUGGCCAAGGUACGACAGAACAGCAAGCCGAAGCACGUGCUUCCCACGAGCAAUGUUCCGGUUAGUGCGAGCAGCCAGAGCAUGAGGGACAGCUUGAAGCAAUAGAGCACCUUUUUUGGAUUAAAAGGACACAACAUGAAGGCAAACGACAAUCUCAUAUACUUGUUUCUUCUGGUACCGCCGUUGGAUUGAGUCCAAUGUGUGUGCCCUCUUUCUGCAGGGUUGGCAGGGAUGUUCGCUUUCUUGUACCUCUUAUGCAUUGAGCAUUUCACUACACACUUUUAACAUAUACUAGAAUGGCUUGGCGUUUGUGGCCCAGGAAAAUUGGGCGUGAGCAUGAUUGAGAGAGAUGCUGCG
This is a messenger RNA of Cucurbitaria berberidis CBS 394.84, 1681 nucleotides long. RefSeq names its product UDP-galactose transporter. Gene Ontology annotation, cellular component: Golgi apparatus. The coding region runs from base 278 to 1429 and encodes 383 amino acids. Gene Ontology annotation, molecular function: GDP-mannose transmembrane transporter activity; antiporter activity. The record is from RefSeq and is a predicted model, not a curated record. The transcript has 4 exons. NCBI's taxonomy places the organism in Eukaryota, Fungi, Ascomycota, Dothideomycetes, Pleosporales, Cucurbitariaceae.